Messenger RNA from Funneliformis geosporum, 501 nucleotides. Lineage: Eukaryota; Fungi; Glomeromycota; Glomeromycetes; Glomerales; Glomeraceae. The record is from the annotation of a GenBank genome assembly.
AUGAAAGGGAUCGUUUCGCAAUCAGUUAAAGACAUUCUUCAAAGUUUAGUAGAUGACGAUCUUGUAACGACAGAUAAAAUUGGUACAUCAAAUUAUUAUUGGUCUUUUCCAAGUUGUGCUCUUCAAUCGCGCAAAGUUAAGAUUGAAGGACUUACUCAGGAACUACAAAAAUUUAAAGAAAAAAGUGUUGAAUUACAAUCAAGUAUUGAGUUAGCAUCUGAUGGACGCGAAAACACUGAUGAUCGAGCUAUACUGUUGAAAAAGGUAGCAGAAGUGGAAAUGAUUACCAAAAAAUAUCAGGAAGAAUUGGCACAUUAUCGAGAAUGUGAUCCUGCACUUUUAGAUGCUAAGGAAAAGCACGCCGAGCUUGCAUUGGAAUGCGGUAAUCGUUGGACAGAAAACAUCUUUAUACUCCAAUCCUAUUGUGCAAAUAAGUUCAAUAUUGAACGUACCGAUUUCAACCAACAAUUUGGAAUCCCGGAGGAUUUCGAUACAUUGUAA